UAGUAUAGUUACUCAAUCUACUGAUGCCGCUGAUGAAGUACACAAAAAACUACAAGGUGAAGUAACUACUGACUAAAUCAAGGUAGAUGUGAAAGUGGAAAUUGUUUGUGAUUGAGAAGUUAUCAAAACAGCAACAAGGAAAAUAGUAUGUGCUGGUUAACCAUGUAUUUGCAUACCACAUUUGAUGUAAAUGGAAUCUGAAUAACCAAUGCUCCCAUUGAUGUUAAAGGGCAAUCAAGGUCAAAGGUUGAAAUAUGUAGACAAGCUACAUAAACAUUGAAUUCAUGUACAAACAUUUGUGUGUACACAUUACCAUGUGCAACUAUACUCAGAUAAAACAUAAUCCCCCUUUACAAGGCACAAAGCUUGCUUUAUUGAUAAGGGAUGACUUGCAUCUAGUAUAGUACUUUAAAUAGCUAGCAUCAUUAAAUCAAAAAGAUUGCUUCAUUCUGGAAACACAACUAUAUUGCAUUGAAUGACUUGCAAUAUUUCAGUGCUGGCAUUUGUAGUAUUAAAUAGACUAUACACAGUCAUCAUCAUCCAUCUACUGUAUAUACAGUCACAUCAAAAUAUUCACUGAAGAGAGCUUUACAAGACAUUAGGCAUCUACAGUUUUCUAUUAAAUAUUGUUUAAACAUUUGGAACUACUGUUCAUGAACUGUACUAGAAAAAUUAAGCAGCAUACAGCAUUACUUUGGAAGUUCAAUCAAUUUACCUGUAUGUUGAGAACUCAUAAUAGAAACAUGGCAAAAGAAGGAAUAUGGUCAUUUGGCUUUGGGAGUAACAUGGAUGUAAUAGCUUUAGAAAACAAAAAGCAUGUCAAAGUUCUUGAUCAUGUCUGCGCCAUCCUAAAGGGGUAUCGUUUAAGCUUCAACGUUCGAGCAUUUGAAUGUGUUGAGCCAGCCUAUGCAGGAAUAGAACGUGGCUCAGAAACUGAUGAAGUACAUGGUGUUGCGUUUUGUGGAACAAAGGAAUCAAUGGAAGAAUUAGAUCGCACAGAAGCUGGCUAUGAUAAAAAAGAAGAGACUUUCCAUGGCUAUGAUGGGAGAGUAAUAAAAGGGUUUGUGUACUUGACGAAACCUGGGUCUGUAAAACCAGAGGUCCCUCCAAGUAGUCGCUAUGUCGGGGUUCUCCUUAAAGGUGCCCGUCAGGCAGGCUUGAAGCAAGAAUACAUAGAUGCUCUUACAGCAAGACCAACUUACACCCCUACAGCAGAGACCCUUGCUAAAAGAGCUGCUCUUCCCCCUUUGGACUCCCUCCCUGCUGUUACCGUAGCAGAGUUAGCCAAACAUGAUGGAAGUGAUCCUGACUUGCCUAUCCAAGCAGCAGCCCUUGGGUAUGUCUUUGAGGUGAAAAUGAAGGUAUUUAAGUCCCACUAUGCACGUGAUAUAACAACCCGUAUGCUUAACCAAUUUCACGGCAUCCCCAUGGACGAUAACGAUGAUAAAGGGCAUCCACCUUAUCCUAUUGAGUCAGACCUACCCAAAGAGGCACUGGAGUAUAUCACCAGAUGGCGUGACCAGUAUCUCUCACGUGCUGACAACAAAGUCAUAGGUCAUGUCAAAGAAUAUCUUGAGCAACAAAAAUCGGGAAAAUCUGAGUUCAAACUACCAGCUAUUCCAACAUAGAUAUUACGAGAACACAGGAUGUUAACACGCACAACUGAAAUCAGGAAUGGCAGAUAACCCUAUCCAGAACAGAGAACCUCAUUUGGGGGUCACAUGUAUGUAUACUACUCAAAGUACCAUGUGGACCAUAUCUUCAUUUCUAUACUCUGUUUUUGGCAUCUGCUUCCCAUGUGAAAUAAAUGCCCUGUGGACAUGAUAGCCAGAAUCUCUGGUAUUAGGCUGUAGGCACGUAUGUAGCAUUAAUAGGAUUUUCCUAUUAAGAUGCUAAAAACACUAAAUUCAAUACCAUAAAACAAAACCAAAUAACAGCUUAUGAACAGGGUGGUCAAAAAACGGAAACACUUAUACCAUUGCCCCCGUAUCUUUGUAAUUUUAAGAAAUAACUCCCUGAUAUUUUACACAUUGUACAUCAUUCAUUUACAGCAUUUUAAAGAACAUGCCCCAGAGGCCACUUUAGCACUGUCGGGAAACCUGCACUUGUCCAAAAUGUCCCUAUCUGUGGGGAUAUGGCAGAGAUAGAGUGUAUGAGAAUGACCUCGGGACAAUUGCAAACCUCAAAAGUGAGAUCAUCUGUGUCAUUCAGGCCACACUUGCUGAGGAAUGCAUUCGGGUCAUUGACAAUAAUGUGAAAGUUUGCUUGAUGGCCAAACCUGAAGCAUCUUCUUCAAAGUGCUGUAAAAUUGUGACUAUCAGUCUGAUGGUCAUGACAUAUUGUAGGGUGGUAGGGAAUUGAAUGAUGUACAAAUGUGUGAAAUAUCAGUGAGUAAUUGUUUAAAAUAAGAAAGAUAUGAGGAAAAUGCAGGGUUUCCAUUUUUGACCACCCUGUACAACAUAUAAUGUAGUUUUUGAAUAAAUCAAUUAGAAAAUAUAUGUAUACAGUUAUUACGACAAUCAGAAAUACUUAUUUGUCAUCCACUAUAAAGAGAUGUUGUUACAGAGCUUGAGAAGCAUAAAAUCUUUCUUAGCUGAAUGAGCCAUUAAUUAUAACCAGAAUUCUGGAAACCUAUCUGUAUAGAAGUCUGAGUAAUACACUAUUCAAAGAUUUGCAUGAGACCCACCAUGAGGAGGAUAUUGGGUGGGGAAUUUGACAAAAAAAAUCUGGUCAAAUAUUCUGCACACUCUGACGCUGACCCAGAAUCUGCUUUCUUUAAAAAAUCUUGAUUUUCUAGUUUGUUAAUGUUGAAGACGAGCACUGCCAUGGAGUAUGAUUAAUAUAAUAAUAUUUUGAGAUGCUUUCUGAUUGGUCAAACAACUAUAACUCAUGUGGUAUCACUCGUGCUGACCAGUGACCAUGGAGGUUUAAAUAAAUAAAUAAAAAAAUUAAAUAACACAAAUCUAUCAAAAACCAACAUCAUGGGUUCCUCCAUGUGACAGGCCUGUUUCCCGACCCUGUCAAAAUCCUAACCCCGAGACAAGACUGCGAGUCAAAUUCUUAACCCUCUCCACGUAGGAGGGGGUCUCACGCAAAUCUCUGAAUGGCGCAUAAUUAAUGUCAAAAUAAGAUACACAGUGAAUUAUAUCAUACAUAAAAGGUAGAAUUAGAUCUAUAAUAGGUGACGAACAAUACAUUUUAACUCCCAAAA
This is a messenger RNA of Owenia fusiformis, 3211 nucleotides long. NCBI's taxonomy places the organism in Eukaryota, Metazoa, Annelida, Polychaeta, Sabellida, Oweniidae. The record is from the annotation of a GenBank genome assembly.